Molecule: messenger RNA, 1479 nt
Organism: Spodoptera littoralis (African cotton leafworm)
Lineage: Eukaryota; Metazoa; Arthropoda; Insecta; Lepidoptera; Noctuidae
Source: the annotation of a GenBank genome assembly
AUGAUUUUGUUAUUAGUAUCUGUUGUUUUAGUGUUCGCUUUGUUGGUGUCUUGGAUUAGUUUAGUUAGACAAAGUCGCCGGUUUAAUGUAGACGGGCCAUCUCCACUGCCCUUAGUGGGAAAUGCACAUUUGUUUGUAGUUAAAUCUUCUGAGUUCUUGAACUUGGUUCAAAGACUAUCGGAAAAGUAUGGCAAAGUGUUCCGGGUACAUUUUUUCUCGACGCCAUACGUGGUGAUCUGCCAUGCAAAGCAGGCUGAGGAAUUAGUCUCAAGCAUAGAGCAUAUAACAAAAGGCAGGUCCUACAGCUUCCUGACAUGCUGGCUUGGUCAAGGCUUACUCACUUCCACAGGUCAAAGAUGGAAGACCCAUCGCAAGUUCUUGACUCCGGCAUUCCACUUCAAUAUCCUGCAGAACUUCCUCCCCGUAUUCUGCAAGAACCAGCGCGUACUGACGGAGAAGCUGCGAGGUCUUGCCGACGGCCGCCCGAUUGACAUGUUCCCUAUAAUUGCUUUGGCUGCCCUUGAUAAUGUCACAGAAUCCAUUAUGGGCGUCUGCAUGGAAACCCAAAAAGAUAGCCAGUCUGAAUAUGUGAAGUCCAUUGAAGAAUUGUCAGCAAUAGUAACAAUGAGGAUGCAAAUACCAUUCUUCGGUGAAGACGCCAUAUUUAAUCUGCUGCCGUACAAGACAAGACAAGAUAAAGCAUUGAAAGUAUUACAUGGACAGACAAACAAAGUAAUUGAAGCAAGGAGACAGGAACUGAAGAAGGCAAAAAUAACUGCUCUUCCUGACAAUAAUGAUAUUGGCAUAAAGAACAAGCAUGCGUUCUUGGACUUGUUGCUGCUCGCUGAAAUUGAUGGCAAAAAGAUUGAUGACGAGAGCGUGAGAGAAGAGGUCGACACAUUCAUGUUUGAGGGCCAUGACACAACAACUUCGGGCAUUGUAUACACACUCCAUUGUCUCUCUAAACGCAGAGAUGUCCAAGAGAAAGUCUAUGAGGAACUGAAGACUAUCUAUGGAAAUGAAAUGCACAGAGACCCGACUUACCAUGAGCUUGCACAAAUGAAAUACUUGGAGCUGGUCCUCAAGGAGUCGAUGCGGCUGUUCCCGCCUGUGCCUCUGAUUGAGAGAAGAAUCAUGAAGGAUUGUGAGGUGGGAGGUUUGAAACUAUUGAAAGGUACUUCAGUAGUGAUGAAUAUCUACCAGAUCCAGCGGCAGCCAGAUUUGUAUGAUGAUCCUUUGGAGUUCCGUCCUGAAAGAUUUGAGGCUCCCCUGAAAAACCCCUUCAGCUGGCUGGCGUUUAGUGCUGGUCCUAGGAAUUGUAUUGGUCAAAAGUUCGCGAUGAUGGAACUGAAGAUCACUAUCUCGGAGAUUAUCAAGCACUUCUACAUACUACCAGCAGCCCAGGAACCAGAGUUGAGUGCUGAUCUAGUUCUGAGGUCCAAAAAUGGAGUCCAAGUGAAGUUUAUGCCGAGAAAGUAA